UAUCACGAUUUAACAAUGUGCUAUAGUGGUGCUGCAACACUUUUUUUCGGAGAUGGAACCAGAGUAACUGUCAUAGAACAAAAUGUUUCCCUGCCUCAUGUUAAAAUACUUGAGCCAGUGCCAUACAAAUCUAAUGAGUUUGUGACUCUGGUGUGCCUGGCCACUGACUUCUACCCUGACCAUAUUGAACUGACAUGGGAAAUCAAUAAGAAGAAAACAACUGAUAACGCAAAGUCUGAUUAUAGAGCAGUCCAAUCAAAGAGUAAAACAUACAGCAUCAGCAGCAGACUGAGGGUGUCCAGAAAUGUUUGGUGCAAUGCAGAUAAUGUGUUCACCUGUGUGGCCAAGUUUUAUAAUGAGACUGAUAAGGCCAUAUACAUAACAGAUCAUGUCAGUGGAAAAGGCAAACUGAAGAAAGAUGGGAAGAGUACAAAGUUUGCAUAUAUUCUACUUUUGUGUAAAAGUUGCUUGUAUGGGCUGAUAAUCCUUUUCCUCAUUUGGAAAUUAAAGCAUUCUUCAAGAAAACAAUCAUAAAACAGGACAAACAAAAGGAAAAGCAAGACACCUUUGAUUUUAUUUCUUUAUGCUUUCUUUGAUGUAACAGUUUUUGCUGAAAUACCUUUAAAAUCCAAUGCAAUACUCUGAAAGCUCAAUAUUAUUUAAACAUAUUAUUGAAUAAAAUAUAUAAAGCAUUU
Molecule: messenger RNA, 695 nt
Organism: Erpetoichthys calabaricus (reedfish)
Lineage: Eukaryota; Metazoa; Chordata; Cladistia; Polypteriformes; Polypteridae
Product: T cell receptor beta chain MC.7.G5-like
Exons: 4
Coding region: 16-534 (172 amino acids)
Source: RefSeq, a predicted model, not a curated record